This is a messenger RNA of Choloepus didactylus (southern two-toed sloth), 483 nucleotides long. RefSeq names its product chromosome 11 C5orf58 homolog (gene C11H5orf58). NCBI's taxonomy places the organism in Eukaryota, Metazoa, Chordata, Mammalia, Pilosa, Megalonychidae. The record is from RefSeq and is a predicted model, not a curated record.
CCUCUCUUUCACCACCCGCUCGACGCGCGGGAAGGAACGGUCUUCGGUGACGAGGCUCUUAGGCUGUGCACGUGCCAAAGUGAAUAAGAGAAAGAGGAUAAAUUUCCCUGGCUCAGGAAAAGGCAGAGGCAAGGAACUGACUUCAAGAUGUUUAAGAAUAAUGUUAGUGACCACAAGCUAACCAUAAUUAAAAAUAUUAACACAAUUUCUUUGGAGCUGAAGAAGAUGAAAGAACUCUCCCAGUUACUGCUGUGUGAUCUUAUCCUACAUUUUAAUCGUCCUGUGAAGACAGAGGACUUACAGGAAACAGAAAACAGUUCCCUCUUUGAAGAGUCUAAAAUGUCAGAUGUAUCCCUUGCUCCUAACAGUUUUUCUGUCUGAUUUCUUAUUUGUUUGCUCUGAAUGGCUAAUUGUAUUUAUUAAUUGUAAAAUUAAAAAAAUAUCUGGAAGAAUUGAGUUGGUUUAUAUUUAGUGUAAUCUAAA